CGCCAUCUCGAACUUGGUGCUCGCUCCUCGCUCCUCGCUCCUUGGGGGUACGUGUAGCAUGGACCCUGUGCUAUGACACGCGAACCUACCCACUAACUAUGGCGCGAAGCUACCCCUUAACGUGGGUUAGCUGACGGUGCGUGACGCGCCUCUCCUCCGCUGUGUCGGAGGUUGGCACCCGCUGCCUGGUGCAGCGGGGCUGGAAGCGGGCACUACCCUGUUCGCCCGAAUAGAACGCUCGGUGAUUACUCUUCGCUGCAUCUGGACUGGAAGUCGUGGGUGUCGGGGAGCUACGAGCUACUACCGGUAGCUCCCCGACACGGUAGCACGUUGCUGCUGGCGAACACGGUCGCUCUCUCUCUCCGUCUCUCUGUCUCUCUGUGUGUCUGUCUCUCUCUCUCUGACCCUUUCAUGCAGCAAGUCGUGCGCGUUGGGGAGGUCGACUACCGGUAGCACACUGCUGUGCUUCGGCUUGCAGCCGCCAAAGCGCGCCAAACGCACCGGGGGCACACCGGUGCGUCCGACGUGGCCGGGCAUUUGUUCCUGACCGCUCCUCUCUCACCGCCCGCCACGUCAGCGCCACGGUCCGACGUCGCAGCGUGCCAAGUCCCGCCGUGGCCCCGUCACAACACCCGACACGUCAGCGCGACGUCACGAGCUCCUGGGAACUCGCCGCCAACGGCGCGCUCUGUUGCCUCUUUUAUCGCGACUGAGCGUUCGACACGUCAGCGCCACGUCAGCGCCAGUCAGAAGAUUUUGUCUGGAGGUUGACGUGGCUGCUUAGAGAAAAGCCAAAAUGGCCGCCGCCGUUAUGAUGCAACCCGUCCCGCACGCUCAUCAGCACGUGCACGUGUCACCACAGGGCCUCUCCGCGGCCCAGGUGCGUCGCCGAGAUUUCCGAGCCGAUCAGCUACCGGUAGGUCCGCCCGGAGCGAAGUGUCGUCGUAUUGCCGCUGCUGCUGGUUCUCCAGACGGACACGUGUCAGGUGGUGGUGGUAAUUCUGGAGCGGCCAUCUCCGCGCGAGACAUGGCACCACCUCGAGGGGGAGGGGUGACAAAUGAGGAGGAGGGAGGGGCCAGAGAGCUGGCAAGCAGGGUGAAGACGGCGAUGACAAGGGGUGUGGGGUUGUCGAGGAGCAGGAGGAGGAGGAGGGCUAUGGCGUCCGUCAAAGUCAAUGCGAAGAAGAAGUCCAACCUUCCAGGAAAGGACGACUGGCAGAUGUUUCCCGACGACUACUACGACGAAGAGCUGGACUACGGAGAGGUGCUGUCGACUGGCAAACAGACGGGCACGGAGCCUCGACCUCCCAACGAUCCCGACAGCGGCAUGGGGUUCUUGGACUUCCCCGCUUACCACCUGCCAGAGAUUGCCUCUCUGGGCUUGAAGAUAAGGAACGAUAUCAGGAAGCUGUGCUGCUUUGUGGCCGGGGGCGUGUACGAGAACCUGCUGUUCUUCCCCAUCAUCGAGCUGAUGAAGAAACGCAAUCCGGGUGUGAAGGUGGACGUGAUUGCCUCUCCCCGGGGGAAGCAGACGUACGAGCUGAACAAGAACGUCAGGUUUGCGAGGGCCUUCGACUUCGAAGUGCCGUUCAUCAGCCCCGAUGAUUACGCCGACAUGGCCGGGCUGGUCAAGUCGGAGGUGUACGACAUGAUGAUCUCCACGAAGAAGGCGGGGCCUGGGCAGGCCAUCUUGAUGUUCCUGGGGGAUUGCAGAAACCGCAUUGCGUACGUGCGGUCGGACCCAAAUGGGGUCUACGCGAGCUGGAUGCUGAACACCCCUAUCGAAGUGGAAAGGAACGAGCUGGCGGAUGAUGGGGUUGAGAUGUACAAGGAGCUGGUGGAAGAGCUGGACGACAAUGAUGAGUACGUCCCGAAGCUGCAGGUCUGGGUGCCGGGAUUGGUGCGCAAAGCGGCGCGCGACAAGUACGAGCCGUACGGACUGAAGUCGGGGGAGUUCGUCGUAAUGCACGGGCUCGAAUCCACGUCCAAAGCGACCAUGAAGUCGAGGGGGGAUCCCGACAGCCUCCUGGGUCUGGACAGCUGGAAGAAGAUCAUGCGCGCUAGCAAACACCCCGUCUUGUUCGUCGUCCCCCAUGACCGCGACCUCUCGACAGCCCAAGGGGCCCUCGGGCGCAAUGCGUAUGUGAUCAAGAUAACCACACCGGGGCAGCUUGCAGCAGUCAUUGAUGACUCGAUGGGGGUGGUGACAACCAACACCGCUGCGGUGCAGCUUGCGGGGGCAUUGAAGAAGACCAGUGUGGCAAUGUUCUGCUCGGAGGGGAAGGCGAUGAAGUUCGUGCCGGACGCGCAGGAGAGGCAAUGCCAGAUAGUCGCAUCAAGCACAGGAAAACUCGCAGAUGUUGACAUAGCAGAGGUGAUCACUGCCAUGACGACGAGUUUUGCGUAGUUGGGGUUGGGGGGGGGAGGGGGGAGGGGAGGGGGUCUGAGCAGCUCGCUUUGUUGUGUAAUACGUCUUGCAUGUCGAUUUUUGUUUAAUAUUUUACAUUUGCAAUUUUUGCACUUUCAUUUUCUACUAUAUCAUAUAUAAUACACACACACACACACACACACAGAUGUCACAUAUUUAUCAACUCAUAUCUGUCAACUAAUAUAUACAUAUAUAGUAUAUGGUAUACUUUUUUAUAUAUAUCGUCACAAAUAGAACUGCCCGGUAAACCGUAGGCAGAGAGAGAGAAGAGGACAACAAACGAGUAUAUGUAUAUGUAUAUAGGCAGUGGUUGGUGCCCACCUCCUGAGAGGGGUAUCAGUUGUUGGGCAUAUAGCCGGCCAACCGCAGUUAGUUGCCGAGCUUGAGAGAUAGCGGCAUUCAUUGACUGUGGUUAGGGGCGGGGUUAAGCUGGAUUAUCACGUCACUUAACAGUAUCAUCAUGGGGUUAGGGAACUCGGCAGACUGUAGAGGGGUCAGCCUCUUGAUGAGUCAAAAGGUGAAAACUCCGACGAAACAGUCCGUCUCAACCCCUCUCUGCCUACGGUUCACCGGGCAGUUCUUCAUGAAGAUACGUUUAUAUAUAUAUACAUAGAUAGGUAUAUAUAUAUACAUAUCUAGUAUAUGUAUAUAUAUGUUGUGUGCGUUUAGAGUCUAUAGACAGUAUCGUGUGUGUGGAUGUAUGGAUGCGUGGGUGGGUGGGUGGAUGGGUGUGUUUAGACAGAGAGGCAGGUCUUUGGCGUGUUAUGCUCUCAACAUAAUCCAUGUGCACCUUCUUGCCGAUGCCAAUUUUAACACU
Molecule: messenger RNA, 3245 nt
Organism: Chara braunii
Lineage: Eukaryota; Viridiplantae; Streptophyta; Charophyceae; Charales; Characeae
Source: the annotation of a GenBank genome assembly